UGCAGCUUUUCGGCUAUGGCCGCCGGCAAGAGUUUCCUUGCUAGCUUCGUUGCCUGGUCAAAACAUCACGCGAGACGCGAUUUCCAUUUACUCCAGCGCGGCCCAAGGUCUAUCACCAUAUAACAAAUGCGCCACAGAGUGGCUAGAGAGCAGAGAAGGAAGAGCGAGCAAGCAUCCAUCGCUCGAUGGUGAAAGAGGAUCACAUAACGGUCGAGAUGAGGAACUUGUCUGGCGCUGGCGCCAGAUCCAGGGGUACGUCGCGAACGAGCUCCGCAAACACGGGCACCGGCGGCGAGGUUCUCGUGGAGCUCCAGAUCGAGACGGCCGACAGCGACGACUCGCUGCUAGAGAUCAACAGCCUAAACAGCAGCUCCGACCAUAGCGCCAAGAGGAUCACGUCCUCCAAGUGGAAGCAAUUCUCCCAGGAGCUCAAGAAGCUCUCGUUCAGCCGGAGUGGUACCAACAAGGGGCCGCCGGCGGCGGCGGGCGGGGCUAGGCUCCCGCGCACCAAAUCCUCCGCCGAGACCGCCAUCAGGGGGCUUCGAUUCAUCAGCAAGGCCACCGAGAAGGCCGACCGGGAGCAGCUAUGGCAGGAUGUGGCGACGCGGUUCGACUCCCUGGCCGUGGAUGGAUUCCUCUCGCGCGCCGAUUUUGGAGCUUGCAUUGGUAUGAAAGAUUCAAAGGAGUUUGCGGGACAGUUGUUCGAUUGCCUAGCCCGCAAAAUGGACGUGAACCGGCUCAAAAUCGAUAAAGACCAGGCUCGCGAGUUUUGGUUCUGGAUCUCCGACCCGAGCUUCGAUUCCAGGCUCGAAAUCUUCUUCGACAUGUGCGACAAAAAUUCCGACGGAAGGAUUACGGAAGAAGAAGUGAAAGAGGUCAUUAAAAUAAGCGCGAGUGAGAACAAGCUCUCGAAACUCAAGGAGCAAGCCGACGAGUACGCGGCGCUGAUCAUGGAAGAAUUAGACCCGGACAAUCUGGGUUAUGUCGAGCUAUGGCAGCUUGAAACUCUCCUACGUGGUGAGAUUGUCGGUGCCUCGCAGCGAUACUCCACACAAAACGUAAGCCAGAUGCUAAGUCAAGCACUGGUUCCACCACACAGACGGGACCGCUUGCACGAGAUCAAGUCCAAGACCAAGUAUUUCCUGGCCGAGAACUGGAAGAGGAUUUGGGUGCUGGCGCUGUGGAUCGCUGCGUGCGUCGGGCUUUUCACCUGGAAGUUCGUCCAGUACCGGAACAAGGCCGCGUUUGAUGUCAUGGGAUAUUGUCUGUGCAUCGCCAAAGGUGCCGCCGAGACUCUCAAGCUCAACAUGGCUUUGAUUUUGUUUCCAAUGUGUCGGAACUUUCUCACGUACUUGAGAUCGACUUGGCUCAACCAGGUCGUGCCUUUCAACGACAAUAUCAACUUUCACAAGACUAUAGCGGCUGGAAUCGUCGUGGGUGUUCUUCUCCACGGAGGAAUGCAUAUAACUUGCGAUAUCCCGAGGCUUGUGAGCUACGACGAGGAGGAAUUCAUCGCGAAGAUCGGGCGUGGAUUCAACUAUAGGCAGCCAACUUACUGGGAGGUUGUCAAGGGCGUGGAGGGAGUGACGGGGAUUGUCAUGGUGGUUCUCAUGGCCAUAGCUUUCACACUCGCAACUCACAAGUUUCGGCGAAAUCUCGUCAAGUUCCCGUGGCCUUUCCACCGGAUGACGGGAUUCAACACGUUUUGGUACACACAUCACCUCUUCAUCAUCGUCUACGUGCUCCUCAUCAUCCACGGCAUCUUCCUCUACCUGACUUACAAAUGGCAGCAAAAAACUACUUGGAUGUAUGUUGCGAUACCUGUCCUUCUCUAUGCGUUUGAAAGGAUUCGCAGGGUUUUCAAGUCUACGGUUUAUCCGGUGAAAGUCGUAAAGGUGGCUAUCUACUCUGGCAACGUCAUGGCUUUGUACAUGACCAAGCCUCCAAACUUUCGGUACAAGAGUGGAAUGUACAUGGUCUUGAACUGUCCAGCAGUCUCUCCAUUUGAGUGGCAUCCAUUCUCAAUCACUUCCGCUCCAGGCGACGAGUAUCUCAGCGUUCACAUCAGAACUCUCGGUGACUGGACGGCAGAACUUAAGAACGUGUUCUCGCAAAUUUGCGAACCAUCCGCUGGUGGCAAGAGUGGAUUGCUGCGUGCCGAGGCAUGGAACUCCGGGGAGAGCUCAAACUUUCCAAAGCUCUUCAUCGAUGGGCCUUACGGAGCUCCAUCGCAGGACUACACCUCCUACGACAUUCUCCUUCUCGUCGGCCUGGGCAUUGGAGCCACUCCCUUCAUCAGUGUUCUCAAAGACAUGCUCAACAACAUGAAGAAGAACGAGACGAGCGCCGACGUGAGGAUCCCAAUGCCCAGCCCUAGAAGAAGUCCAGGGAACUCCACGGUCCCCGGCUGGACUCCCACGAACGCUUACUUCUACUGGGUUACACGAGAGCAAGGAUCUUUCGACUGGUUCAAAGGUGUCAUGAACGAAGUUGCCGAGAUUGACUCCAAGGUUGGAAGUUUUCGUAUGAUGUUUCCAUUCUUACACGUUCUUACGAUGCUUUCUCAGGCUGUUAUCGAGCUACAUAACUAUUUGACGAGUGUUUACGAAGAGGGCGAUGUUCGAUCGGCCCUGAUUACGAUGGUGCAAAGUCUACAGCAUGCACGGAAUGGUGUCGAUAUUAUUUCGGGAACUCGGGUUAAGACUCACUUUGCCCGUCCAAACUGGAGAAAGGUUCUGUCGAGGCUGGAGAAGCUGCACAGAGGCGCGAGAAUUGGUGUGUUUUACUGUGGAGCCCCGGCUCUUGGCAAGGAAUUGGAUGCGCUAUGCAAGGAAUACAGCCACCAUAACAUCACCAAGUUUGACUUUCAAAAGGAAAACUUUUAGAACGUAAAGGAAACCGAGAUUCUAUUGGUUGCAAGUGUAUAUAAAGCAUACCAGAUUCUUUUUUGUAGCGAUGCCAAUCCGAGUACAUAAUUUACGAGAUUUAAAGAGCUCAUGCA
Molecule: messenger RNA, 3001 nt
Organism: Selaginella moellendorffii
Lineage: Eukaryota; Viridiplantae; Streptophyta; Lycopodiopsida; Selaginellales; Selaginellaceae
Product: respiratory burst oxidase homolog protein F
Exons: 12
Coding region: 186-2885 (899 amino acids)
Cellular component (GO): plasma membrane
Molecular function (GO): calcium ion binding; NAD(P)H oxidase H2O2-forming activity; peroxidase activity
Source: RefSeq, a predicted model, not a curated record